AUGACGUCCAUCUCAACGCAUACAGCAGAGGCAUCAGCAGACCAACCGACUCGGUCAUUAUCAAUUGGAACUCUUGAUAAUGAUAUCCCUGCCCACCGGUUCUUCCACGUUGUUGACGCUCGACACUGGCACCAAGUCGAAACAUUUCACCGUUAUCGGGAUAUCAGUCUUUCUGCGCAGCGACACGCAGAUAUUUACAUGGCUAACCUGAAGCACAUUAGUGUCCAUGAUGGUGCCCCUGAGCCCCUCCGCAAAAUGGCGUCAGAAUUGGUGAAGCACUUCAAAAAUGACGAGUUUGUGGACAAGUUUUUAAAGAGCACUGACAAGGUUGGCGAAAGGCGUGCAACACAUGGAGUUCGAAACAUGGUCUUUGGCGUUACAGAGAAUGCCAGUACUUCGCCCGGAACAAAACCUUUGAAACGCCUCGAGUCAAAACCACCACCAAUUUCGAUAGUCGCAGCGAAACCAUCAGGACCUUCAUCGUCAUCCUCAGCUUCCUCACCUUUCACAUAUUCUGCACCAGCUCCACUGCCAUCGUCCUCUCCGUCGUCUUCAUCCACUCCGUCGUCUUCAUCCGCUCCGUCGUCCUCGUCAACAGGAACAUUGUCACCAAAGCGCAAGAGAAAAGGCAGUAUUGUCGAGACCGAGGAGCCUUGGCGAUCGCUCAUGCACUGCUUGAUAAAAAUCCUCGCUGUGGAUUCUUUGAAAAUGUACGAGGCACAACACAGCAAGGAGAGAGACAUCACUCUCGUGAAGGAUGCACAGACUCUUCAGGUUUUGAUGCAGCUCUGCAAGUUUGUGAUCCGACCGCACUUUGGGAAGAAGGCGCCGUCAGAGAACGACAUCCUUAUACUGUGGGUCUCGAAGGUCAUGUUGGCAUCAAAGGCUGUGAGACAAAUGCAGUCUUCAGAGUUUGGGGAUCCUUCGGAUUGUGGCCGCAAGGCUGACUGCCUUUUCAUGUUUGGGGAGAUCGAGCUUUCUAAUAUUGAAUUCAAAAGAGAUAACAUCGAUGAGACGGAAAUUCGUGUACAGAACAGGAAGAAUGUGCGUCUAGGCCGAUGCCUACAGGAAUCUCAAGCGGCGUAUGGUGUUGAGGCGCCAUCAGUGUUGAUGGCAGACGUUGCCGAACCAUCUGGAGGCACAAGGCCCGAAGUUGAAGAUGUGGAAGGAGCGACACGAGGCAGCGAUUUCCAAGAUAAAGCUGGACCAGAGGCUCUCGCACCGGGAGACUGA
This is a messenger RNA of Linnemannia hyalina, 1233 nucleotides long. NCBI's taxonomy places the organism in Eukaryota, Fungi, Mortierellomycota, Mortierellomycetes, Mortierellales, Mortierellaceae. The record is from the annotation of a GenBank genome assembly.